Messenger RNA from Nilaparvata lugens (brown planthopper), 1150 nucleotides. RefSeq lists its product as uncharacterized. The transcript has 9 exons. The record is from RefSeq and is a predicted model, not a curated record. NCBI's taxonomy places the organism in Eukaryota, Metazoa, Arthropoda, Insecta, Hemiptera, Delphacidae. Bases 124 to 876 code for a protein of 250 amino acids.
UCACGUAACUAGGUUUCAACUAUAGAAAUCAAGUUCAUUUACAAAUGUUCAUCUCUGUGCAAGGUUCAGUGAAAAACCAAGGAAUUUUAUUUCGAAUGCUUGAGUAUUCUCAUUCGAAGCAAGAUGAAGGAUAUAACGGCUUUUACUGUUAUGAUAACUGGAACCCUAUUUCUUAUUCAUUUUCAUGUAGCGAUUGUUGCAGGGUUCUAUAAUGAUCCCUAUUUCCCUGGCAACCCAGGAUGGAUGGCGAAUUUCCAUAACCAGAUGAACCAAAUGUAUGAAACAUUUAAUGAUCCUUUUUUUCCGGGAAAUCCUGGAUGGAUGGAGAAUUUGCACCGAAAUAUGUUUGUAGUACCAGUGAAUCCUUUUCGUCCACGCCCUAAGCCCCGCAAACCUCGUAAGCCAAAAAUCGUAAAAAUCAGUAUCGAAGAUAAAAAUCAAGGGGCACAAGAGAUUUCGGUGUUGAAAGAUCCUCUUACAGCUCUUAUUGAAGUAGUAGGGAACAGCGACGAGAAAGAAAAGGAGAAAGAGAAAGAUCCUGUUACAACUCUCAUAGAGGAAGCUGAGAAAGAGACUGUGAAAGAAAAGGAGAUUCCCAACUCACCUUGCAAAGAAGUGCCAGACCCAAAAAUCAAAUUUCAAGAGAACAAUUACGACUCAUCUGUGAUGUUUUGGCAGAAUGGUGUACAACUAGUACCAAAAACUGAGAAAAAGUAUUAUUUGUGUACCGAUAAGAAAUACGGCAAAGAUGAUUACUAUAAAAUUAAAACCGUAAAAUCGUUUGGGCCAAAUUCGUUCAGUUCCUGGGAAGAUACCUAUGAUUUGAAGGGGAACAAAAUGGGCUUUGGUUCAUAUAAUAGUCAUAUGAAAAAAUGACUCGGUCUCGAAUCUACGCACUUUCAAGGAAUGAAACCUAUAAUAAGUACUAAUCAUAUUAAAUUUUAAAAUUACUGUAAGUAUUUGGGAUGAAUUAAGGUUGUAUAAGUUGAUUUGCAAGUCAAUACCAGCAAGAUAUAUUCUAUUCAAUAAAAAGACUAAGAAAUUGUCAAAGAAGCAUCCCUUAGUCUUCUCAUUUAAUAUGAGUAAUAAAUAAUAAUUAUCACAAUAUCAACUUCUAAACUACACAAAAAAUAUAUUCUAUUCAUGAGAA